Messenger RNA from Cebus imitator (Panamanian white-faced capuchin), 3423 nucleotides. RefSeq names its product magnesium transporter MRS2 (gene MRS2). Gene Ontology annotation, molecular function: magnesium ion transmembrane transporter activity. Gene Ontology annotation, cellular component: mitochondrial inner membrane. The record is from RefSeq and is a predicted model, not a curated record. NCBI's taxonomy places the organism in Eukaryota, Metazoa, Chordata, Mammalia, Primates, Cebidae. Gene Ontology annotation, biological process: mitochondrial magnesium ion transmembrane transport. The transcript is spliced from 11 exons. Bases 129 to 1460 code for a protein of 443 amino acids.
CCGCGCAUGCCUGGUGCAAAGCGUCUUCAGGUCGGGCGGUAGAUCCGGGCUAGUGCUGCAGUCCCGGCGGCCGCCGUCCGGCAUGCUGGUCUGGGGUCUGGCCGCUGCCUGCACCUCGCUCCGGCACCAUGGAAUGCCUGCGGAGUUUGCCCUGCCUCCUGCCUCGCGCGGUGGGACUUCCCCGGCGGAAGCUGUGUACCCUGGCCUUGGACUUGACCUCUGUGGCUCGUCCCGUUGCUGCGUGCUGCCGCGCCGCCGACCUGGUUGGAAAGAGCCGGGCGGCGCAGCUUUGCGGGCCCGGCAGGCUCCGUAUGGCAGGUGAAGUGCACCGGUUUAGAACUUCUGAUGCCUCUCAAGCCACUUUAGCGAGUGUAGCCCCAGUAUUUACUGUGACAAAAUUUGACAAACAGGGAAAUGUUACGUCUUUUGAAAGGAAGAAAACUGAAUUACACCAAGAGUUAGGUCUUCAAGCCAGAGAUUUGAGAUUUCAGCAUGUAAUGAGUAUCACAACUAGAAACAACAGGAUUAUCAUGAGAAUGGAGUAUUUGAAAGCUGUGAUAACUCCAGAGUGUCUUCUGAUACUAGAUUAUCGUAAUUUAAACUUAGAGCAAUGGCUGUUCCGGGAACUCCCUUCACAGUUGUCUGGAGAGGGUCAGCUCGUUACAUACCCUUUACCUUUUGAGUUCAGAGCUAUAGAAGCACUCCUGCAAUAUUGGAUCAACACCCUUCAGGGGAAACUUAGCAUUUUGCAACCACUGAUCCUUGAGACCUUGGACGCUUUGGUGGACCCCAAACAUUCUUCUGUAGACAGAAGCAAACUGCACAUUUUAUUACAGAAUGGCAAAAGUCUAUCAGAGUUAGAAACAGAUAUUAAAAUUUUCAAAGAGUCAAUUUUGGAGAUCUUGGAUGAGGAAGAGUUGCUAGAAGAGCUCUGUAUAUCAAAGUGGAGCGACCCACAAGUCUUCGAAAAGAGCAGUACCGGGAUUGACCACGCAGAAGAGAUGGAGUUGCUAUUGGAAAACUACUACCGACUGGCUGACGAUCUCUCCAAUGCAGCUCGGGAGCUUAGGGUACUGAUUGAUGAUUCACAAAGUAUUAUUUUCAUCAAUCUGGACAGCCACCGUAACGUGAUGAUGAGGUUGAAUCUACAGCUGACCAUGGGAACGUUCUCGCUUUCGCUCUUUGGACUAAUGGGAGUUGCUUUUGGAAUGAAUUUGGAGUCUUCACUUGAAGAGGACCAUAGAAUUUUUUGGCUGAUUACAGGAAUUAUGUUCAUGGGAAGUGGCCUUAUCUGGAGGCGCCUGCUUUCAUUCCUUGGACGACAGCUAGAAGCUCCGUUGCCUCCUACGAUGGCCUCUUUUUCUAAAAAGACUCUUCUGGCAGAUAGAAGCAUGGAAUUGAAAAACAGCCUCAGGCUGGAUGGACUUGGAUCAGGAAGGAGCAUCCUAACAAACCGUUAGUAGCAAUCCUGUGGAUACUGAAGUUUUUUAUGGUAGUCACAGGAAACUUCUGAUACUCUUUUAUUGUUUUCUUGUAUAGAGUCAGACACUUGAAAAAAAUUGUUUGAAGACAAAAUUCUUUUGGCAGUCACAAUACCACAACUUGAUAGUAUUUCCAGAAUUCUGAGUUAAAGUAUUUGCUUUGUGAAAGGCCAAAAUUGUUUCCUACAAACUUUAAAUGCUGUUUUUAUAGAUUUGAUAUGCAGCAACACAAGGACAGUUGUGUAGAUUUUAUUUAUACAUAAUUUAUACAUAUCAAGAAAAGUGCAAUUUCUUGCUGAAAGAGGCGCAGGAACUUGAUAAGCCCAUAGGUAGCUGUAGUUCUUUGUCAGCAUAGGGAAUUACGUUCAUGUGAAUUUCCCGAUUCUCAGGUGACUAAAAAAACUAGCAUUCUGUGUAUUAACCUUAAACUCUGGAAGUUUGAGCUUUAAAAACCAAACUUUAAUAUAACUUUAUUUUCUUGUACUUGCCACCCCUUUUUAUUUAAGGUGAAAAAUAAUUUCAGCACUGUAAGGAUUCCUAAUCAAGACUUCACUUUCUCAACCCCUGCUACUAGUUUUCUUUGCUCUCAGUAAUUAGAGCCUUUGAAAACAAAGGUGAAAGCAAUUACUUCCAUUCUGUUACUGUUCUGUAGCUACUGUGUCCAUUUAUUAUUAGAUACCACCCCUGCCCUGCCCCAAAAGGAAAAAUGUUUAUUGCCCUGUUUAUAUGCAAUAUUUUCUGGAGGUUAAGUACAGUUAUGCACUAGAAUAUUAGUUAAGACUCCCCAAGUAGUAUGCAUGGAAGGUUCUAGAGUGUCCAGAGCAGCCCUUGCACUACAAAUGUAAUAAUAAAUAUGCUAACCCUGAUGAUAUUGAGGGUACAUGAUUACCGUACUGUGAUAUCAUAUGAGGAAGUUUAGGAGUCCAUUUUUCAGGUGGUUUGGUGAUAGGAGUAAGAAUGUUACUCCCGUAUAGAUGAUUUGGAAGAAAACAGGUGAAAUACAAGUAUGGUUUCCCCACUGCUGCGUGUGGUCAUGGGCGGCCAUUAGAGGGAAGCUGGAGAACAGAAUGGAGCAGCCCCUGUUCACCACGCCAUAGGUCAGGAACACGUGUCAUGGUAUGGCUGUUGGCAUGUGAACAUACAGCACUCUCUAGUGUUAGGACUGUUAGGAUUUUUAAGAUUAUAUUUGAUAGAUGUCACAGGGUACCCUUUCGGCACAGCUCAGAACACACUGCUGCUAUUUUGGGUCUUACCACUAUAAAGUAAUAAAAGCACUACCUAACUGACAUGAAGAAUUGGAAUCCCAGAGGGCAGCCUUUGAUUUGACUAAGAUUAGGCAUAACAUAGAAUUGUGGUCAUUUUUCCUUGCAGUUUUAUGGAGUUCGUUUUUGAGCGUGGGUAAAAUAGUUUUCUGAUGAAUCAUGUCAAUAAAAGGAAAAAUAAUGUAACUACCUCCUAAGUCUGAUAAAGGGAAGUUGCUGGUAGUUUACAGCAUUCCUGAAGGUGGCUAAAUCAAGUAUGAGUUCAAAAUAUUAACUAGUUCUACUUUGGUGAUUGCAGGAUGCUUCUUAAAGGUCUCACAAAUAAACCAGCUUAUGCCAAAAAUAUAUGAAGUUCCUUGGACUAAAAUGAACUGAGUACAUUAAGUACUGUUUGAAAGUACGUACCAAACUCUGGGUUUUGUGAGCAAGCAAUCAUAUCCCCUGUCAAACACGUGAAGUGUAAGGUGUGAUGCUGUCUUUGGAAGGCCCCGAAACAAAUGUGGGCACAACAGGUGUCAUUUGAAGUUGCUAUUAACAUUUUAUUCUUCAUGAACAUAGACGGAUAAGCAGCACUAACCAAUUUUGUAUUAAAAAAGCAAUUUAUUUUGGUGUGUUAUUCCAAGAGUUGUUGUAUACAGCUUUAUUUUUUUGGAAUUGCAAUAUCAAAUUUGCACUUUGGA